Talaromyces marneffei is the source of this 1974-nucleotide messenger RNA. RefSeq lists its product as uncharacterized. The record is from RefSeq and is a predicted model, not a curated record. The transcript has 2 exons. Gene Ontology annotation, molecular function: glycine-tRNA ligase activity; ATP binding. Gene Ontology annotation, cellular component: cytoplasm; mitochondrion. NCBI's taxonomy places the organism in Eukaryota, Fungi, Ascomycota, Eurotiomycetes, Eurotiales, Trichocomaceae. Gene Ontology annotation, biological process: mitochondrial glycyl-tRNA aminoacylation. The coding region runs from base 1 to 1974 and encodes 657 amino acids.
AUGGCGACCCUGUCAACCAGGGCCGGCCAGGAUGUCGAUCGAUCGAUCCUGGAAUCAUUGCUCCGUCGCAGAACUUUCUACUUCCCCUCGUUCGACCCCUAUGGCGGUGUUGCUGGAUUGUACGACUACGGUCCUCCAGGAUGCGCCCUACAAGCCAACAUCAUCGAUAUCUGGCGGAAACAUUUCGUUCUGGAGGAGGACAUGCUCGAAGUCGACACAACAAUGCUUACCCCGCAUGAGGUGUUGAAGACCAGUGGACACGUCGAUAAGUUUGCCGACUGGAUGUGCAAAGACCCCAAGACUGGAGAGAUUUUCCGAGCAGAUCACUUGGUUGAGGCUGUUCUGGAAGCUCGUCUCAAGGCCGACAAGGAGGCCCGCGGAGAAAAAGUCGUGGUAGACGAGGAAGCAGAUGCGAAGAAGAAAAAGAAGAAAGUGAAGGACGUCAAACUCGUCAAGUUGGAUGAUGCUGUGGUCAAAGAAUACGAGGAGAUCCUAGCAAAGAUUGACAACUAUGACGGUGACGGCCUAGCUCUUUUGAUCACAAAGUACGACAUUCGCAAUCCCACAACCGGCGGAAACCUCCUGCCUCCGGUUGCCUUCAAUUUGAUGUUCCAGACAUCAAUUGGACCCAGCAGUAACUUGGCUGGUUACUUGAGGCCAGAAACUGCACAAGGUCAAUUCCUCGCCUUCCAGAAACUGCUCGAAUUCAACCAAAACCAAAUGCCAUUCGCAUCUGCAGCCAUUGGCAAGUCUUUCCGAAACGAAAUCUCGCCCCGUGCAGGUCUUUUGCGUGUCAGAGAAUUCUUAAUGGCUGAGAUUGAACAUUUUGUCGACCCUGAAGGUGGCAAGAAACACCCUCGUUUCGAUGAAGUCAAGGAUGUCGAAUUGUCGCUGCUUAAUAGAGAUGUGCAGCUCUCUGGAAGCACCAAGACGGAAACCAUGACCAUUGGAAAAGCAGUUGCCGAUGGAGUGGUUGACAACGAGACACUCGGUUACUUCCUUGCCCGAAUUCAACAGUUCCUCUUGAAGAUUGGAGUCGACUACUCCAAGCUCCGAUUCCGUCAGCACAUGGCCAACGAGAUGGCUCACUACGCUGCCGAUUGUUGGGAUGCUGAGCUUCACACCAGCUAUGGCUGGAUUGAAUGUGUUGGCUGUGCUGACCGAAGCGCGUACGACUUGACGGUGCACAAGAACAAGACUGGUGCACCGCUCUUUGUCCGCGAGGCUCUCCCAGAGCCCAGGGUUUUCGAGGAAUGGCAAAUCGACAUUGCCAAGUCAAAAUUCGGCCCUCGAUUCAAGAAGGAUGCUAAGAAAGUCGAAGCAGCCAUCGAUGCGCUGUCCGAAGAGCUCAGGGAGAAGCUUUCUUUGGAUCUUGCACAAAAUGGCAAGAUUGAGAUUGAUGUAGAGGGCAUCGAAGGCGGAAAGGCUGAGCUUGACAACGAUCUCGUUACCAUUGAGAAGAGGACAGUAACACAGCACAUUCGGGAAUAUACUCCCAAUGUUGUCGAACCUUCUUUCGGUAUUGGAAGAAUUCUCUACAGUCUGCUUGAGCAUUCAUACUGGCAUCGCGCUGGCGAUGAGGCUCGUGGUGUCCUUUCAUUCCCUCCACUUGUCUCCCCAACCAAGGUGCUCUUGGUUCCUCUUUCCACUCAUGAGUCUUUCGUGCCCUUCGUUAAGCGAUUGGGUCUGAAGUUCCGCCGGGCUGGAAUCUCCAGCAAGGUGGAUGAUUCUUCUAGCAGUAUCGGUAAACGGUACGCUCGUAAUGACGAGUUGGGUACACCAUUCGGCAUCACAAUUGACUUCCAGUCUGUCAAAGACAACACCUUCACAUUGCGUGAUCGCGACUCGACAAAGCAAGUCCGCGGUAGUGAAGAUGAGAUCUUGCAGGCAGUCAAGUCAAUGGUAGAUGGUGAGGAGACUUGGGCAGAUGUUUUCAAGCGACUCCCUGAGUUCACCUCUCAAGAGACGGAGUAA